ACAUAAACCUGUGCAAAGAAGGUUGUACAAGUUUAGUAUUACCAUCGUUCGUUCCGUAGCUGGUUUAACUGAUUGUGGUCAGUUACCAUUAUCACAAUGCUUCGUUAUUAUUUGUUAACGUGUGUGUUGGUGGCCGCCUACGCCCAGCUGACACCCGACAACGAGGGUGCUCAGGAUGAGGAAGACUUCCUCGGUGCACGUCACGGACUGUUGACCAGCCCGAAGCCUGAUGUGGCCGUCAAGCAAGCGGUGGUGCAAGGCAACGAUGCUGAUUUCAUUCCCCAAAACGAGCCCAACUGGGGCCAUUUCCCUAACGGUUCCGGAAUUGUUGCAUUCAACGCUCGCGUUUACCAUGACCCCGGUAAGCAAAACCCCAUCCUGACGACGACUACGCCUGCGCCGGUCAUCUACACUCCGCCCUCCGCAUUGCCCGGUCAAGCCGACUUCACCGACUGGCUGCCAUACAAUGCCAAUCUGAAUUUGACCCGCGAAACCUUCAGCGGCAUUACCCACUACCAGCUGAAUUACUUUAUGAAAUACUACAACAUGCUCCUGCAGAACAUCGUCAACACAGCUGGCGUUGCCCUGGAAGAUGCGCCGACAAUCUAUAUGAAACAGUCCUUUUACACAUUGUUCACCUGGUACCCGGAAACUAUGGCUCUUUUUGGGUUGACCAACGAAGAACAGAUCUGGAGCGAUGCUGAUACGGAUUUCAAUAUGCAGCAACUUGGAAACAACUUCCACUGGGGAGUGUUGGCUCUUGUGGCUGGCGACAACGGCACUGCGACUGAACAGUGCGAUGAGCUUGCGUACAUGUGGCAUGGAAUGAAUUUGGCUAACCAGCACGCCAAAUUUGUCCAAAUCACUGCUCAGAGUCUGGGUGAUGCCGAACAAGAGGCGGCUCGAUUCAUCCUGGGUACCACCGUCUACGAUGACGAGCUGGACUCAGCCUGGGAAAGUGUGACCCGUUUCUAUAAUGCUUUCAGUUGGCAUUAUCUGGAUAUGUACGAUCGUGACUGCAUAAGGCGGUAUAGUCCUAACCUUUUGAUCGCCCCAGACGGCGCCAUUCCACCCAACGAAAAUGGCGCCACUUUUCCGCCAAACCAACAGAAAGACCUCUAAGUGACAGUUUUAAUUUCAAAGUUCGAGAGAUUUUUCUCGGGCCGGUUGCACGGAGAGGAAGCUCUCACAUGUAUUAUACAACUUGUAAUAACUGCCAGUUACACGUAAAAUUCCGAAUAAAAAUUAACGCAAGUA
Paramacrobiotus metropolitanus is the source of this 1257-nucleotide messenger RNA. RefSeq lists its product as uncharacterized. NCBI's taxonomy places the organism in Eukaryota, Metazoa, Tardigrada, Eutardigrada, Parachela, Macrobiotidae. The coding region runs from base 97 to 1122 and encodes 341 amino acids. The record is from RefSeq and is a predicted model, not a curated record. The transcript is spliced from 7 exons.